UCACCAAAAUACUAGACGGAUUAUUUAAAACCGAAAGUAGUUAAAUAUUGCGUGUAUAUGCGAUUUAGGAAUAUUGCUAUAAAAAGUCACACAACAAAGGAUUUUAUAACAGUGACAAGUUUUGUGCAACAAAAUAAGGAAGGUGACGUAGUGUUGAAGUAAUAAUGGCUCAGAGCAAUAAGAACUACAUGCUCUUAGCAUGUCUGAUCCUCUGCAUUAUAUCCGCAAUUAAUGCACUUCCCCAAUUUGGCAAUAGCGGCUUUGGACAAGGAGGUGGCGGUUUUGGUCAAAGCGGUCAAGGCGGUCAAGGAGGAUUUGGAGGAAGUAGUCAAGGAGGUUUUGGCGGUCAGAGUGGAGGAGGAUUUGGCGGUCAAAGCGGGGGCGGUUUUGGACGACAAAGCGGUGGUGGACAAGGUGGCGGAUUUGGAGGCCAAAGUGGAGGUUUUGGAGGUCAAAGUGGUUUCGGAAGACAAGGAGGAUUUGGGCGAUAAAUUAUUAUCAUGUCGGAGAUUUCAACCUAUGCUAUAAUGUUUAAAAAAUAAAAAGGCAGAAUAUUUGUUAAGAAAUACAUGUAUCAUUGAAA
This is a messenger RNA of Dendroctonus ponderosae (mountain pine beetle), 583 nucleotides long. RefSeq names its product glycine-rich protein 5-like. Bases 165 to 491 code for a protein of 108 amino acids. Lineage: Eukaryota; Metazoa; Arthropoda; Insecta; Coleoptera; Curculionidae. The transcript is spliced from 3 exons. The record is from RefSeq and is a predicted model, not a curated record.